AUGGGUCCACCAGCCUCUAUACCACAACCAUAUACCCACGACCAUCCACUAGCCUACACUCUACGUCAACGUUGGACCCUAGUUCAACAGAUUCAACUUCACUUCUGGCAGCGAUGGCAAAAGGAAUACUUACAAAAUCUGCAAACGAGAAAGAAGUGGCAACGCCCAGACAGGAACCUGGCGGUGGAUGACUUGGUAAUCAUUAAGGAACCUACACCACCACUCACAUGGAGUACAGCGCGCGUUGUCAAACUAUACCCUGGCGAAGACAAUGUCGUCCGAGUAGCUGAUGUCAAAUUAACUAAUGGCAAGACUCUCAAGCGUCCAGUGGUGAAGUUAUGCCCUUUACCGUUGUGA
Messenger RNA from Macrosiphum euphorbiae (potato aphid), 357 nucleotides. The record is from the annotation of a GenBank genome assembly. Lineage: Eukaryota; Metazoa; Arthropoda; Insecta; Hemiptera; Aphididae.